Molecule: messenger RNA, 288 nt
Organism: Stylonychia lemnae
Lineage: Eukaryota; Ciliophora; Spirotrichea; Sporadotrichida; Oxytrichidae
Source: the annotation of a GenBank genome assembly
AUGGGUUGUGGAGCAUCUUAAGAGGCAUGCUGUUAGUCAAAUAAUGUCAACCAAAAACCUAUUUCUCACGGACUAAAUCUAAAAAGAUACAAUAAAAAUCAAGAACAAUCUUAAUCAUCAUUUCUUGGAUCACCAAUGCUUUAGUAAGCUCAUUAUUUGGACAGUUCUAUGAAGCAGAACUAGAUGACUUAAAUGAUACAACAAAGUGAAAAGCAUAUGAAUCAGCUAUAAGACAUGUAUGAAAAAUCAACUGACCAUGGUCAUAGUGUUGCGGUCGCAUAACAAUGA